Messenger RNA from Suricata suricatta (meerkat), 1870 nucleotides. RefSeq names its product ALG9 alpha-1,2-mannosyltransferase (gene ALG9). NCBI's taxonomy places the organism in Eukaryota, Metazoa, Chordata, Mammalia, Carnivora, Herpestidae. Gene Ontology annotation, biological process: protein N-linked glycosylation. The coding region runs from base 32 to 1756 and encodes 574 amino acids. The transcript has 14 exons. Gene Ontology annotation, cellular component: endoplasmic reticulum membrane. The record is from RefSeq and is a predicted model, not a curated record. Gene Ontology annotation, molecular function: alpha-1,2-mannosyltransferase activity.
GCCGGAUUCUACCUUUCCUCCCACCGGGGCCAUGGCGAGCCGAGGGGCUCGGCAGCGCCCGAAGGGGGGCGGGGGCGGCGGCGGGGACGCGGCCGCGGCGGCGGACAAGCUGCGGGAGCUGCUGUGCAGCCGGGAGGCGAGCGGCGCGGAGCCCAGGACCGAGUUAUCUGGGAACAAAGCAGGACAAGUCUGGGCACCCGAGGGAUCUACUGCUUUCAAGUGUCUGCUCUCAGCAAGGCUCUGUGCUGCUCUUCUGAGCAACAUCUCAGACUGCGAUGAGACCUUCAACUACUGGGAACCGACACACUACCUCAUCUAUGGGAAGGGGUUUCAGACUUGGGAAUAUUCUCCAGUUUACGCGAUUCGCUCCUAUGCCUACCUGUUGCUUCAUGCCUGGCCAGCUGCAUUCCAUGCAAGAAUUCUACAAACCAAUAAGAUUCUUGUCUUUUACUUUUUACGUUGUCUCCUGGCUUUUGUGAGCUGUAUCUGUGAACUUUACUUUUACAAGGCUGUGUGCAAGAAGUUUGGGCUGCACGUGAGCCGGAUGAUGCUGGCCUUCUUGGUUCUUAGCACGGGCAUGUUUUGCUCAUCAUCAGCGCUCCUUCCCAGCAGCUUCUGUAUGUACACCACGCUGGUGGCCAUGACGGGCUGGUACAUGGACAAGACGUCCAUCGCUGUGCUCGGAGUGGCAGCUGGGGCUAUCCUGGGCUGGCCAUUCAGCGCUGCUCUUGGUUUACCCAUCGCCUUUGACUUGCUGGUCGUGAAGCACAGGUGGAAAAGUUUCUUUCACUGGUCUCUGGUGGCCCUGAUACUCUUUCUGGUGCCCGUGGUGGUCAUUGACAGCUACUACUACGGGAAGCUGGUGGUGGCCCCACUGAACAUUGUUCUGUACAAUGUCUUCACCCCUCAUGGACCUGAUCUUUACGGUACGGAACCCUGGUAUUUCUACUUAAUUAACGGAUUUCUUAAUUUUAACGUAGCCUUUGCUUUGGCUCUCCUGGUCUUGCCUCUGACCUCUCUCAUGGAGCACCUGCUGCAGAGAUUCCACGGUUCCUUUUAUUUUUUCCUUCAAUACCGCUUUCUUUCGUUCCAGAAAUGUUACCACUUCGUGUUUCAGCGCUACCGCCUGGAGCAUUACACCGUGACGUCGAGCUGGCUGGCGUCAGGAACGCUGUUCGUGUUCGGGCUCUUGUCCUUCUCCCGCUCUGUGGCGCUGUUCAAAGGGUAUCAUGGGCCCCUUGAUCUGUAUCCGGAAUUUUACCGAAUCGCCACGGACCCCGCGCUCCACACUGUCCCCGAAGGCAGGCCCGUGAAUGUCUGCGUGGGAAAGGAGUGGUACCGGUUCCCCAGCAGCUUCCUUCUGCCUGAUAAUUGGCAGCUUCAGUUCAUUCCAUCAGAGUUCAGGGGCCAGUUACCAAAACCUUUCGCCGAGGGACCGCUGGCCACCAGGAUUGUUCCUACUGACAUGAACGACCAGAACCUGGAGGAGCCAUCCAGAUACAUUGACAUCAGUAAAUGCCAUUAUUUAGUGGACUUGGACACCAUGAGAGAAACACCCCGGGAGCCAAAAUACUCAUCGAAUAGAGAAGAAUGGAUCAGCCUGGCCUACAGACCGUUCCUUGAUGCUUCUAGAUCUUCAAAGUUGCUGCGGGCAUUCUAUGUCCCCUUCCUGUCAGAUCAGUACACAGCGUAUGCGAACUACACCAUCCUCAAACCCCGGAAAGCAAAGCAAAUCAGGAAGAAAAGUGGAGGUUAGCAACACGCCUGUGGCCCAAAGGACGACCGUCUUGUUGACUAGUGAUCGCACUGAUGGCCCGCCCUCCAGAUCACCAUUUGUAACGUUCGUAAUAAAGGCUGUCUGAUGCAGGAG